Cladophialophora immunda is the source of this 2016-nucleotide messenger RNA. Its product is annotated as protein GZF3. The transcript has 4 exons. Gene Ontology annotation, molecular function: RNA polymerase II cis-regulatory region sequence-specific DNA binding; DNA-binding transcription factor activity, RNA polymerase II-specific; zinc ion binding. Gene Ontology annotation, biological process: positive regulation of transcription by RNA polymerase II; negative regulation of transcription by RNA polymerase II. The record is from RefSeq and is a predicted model, not a curated record. Bases 565 to 1392 code for a protein of 275 amino acids. NCBI's taxonomy places the organism in Eukaryota, Fungi, Ascomycota, Eurotiomycetes, Chaetothyriales, Herpotrichiellaceae.
CAUACCCUCUCUUUUUUGAUUAUAUGGUUGUUGCUGGCCGCAUUGCAACGAGGUGCAUGUGGCAUUCUUUUGCUGACAACAGGGCAUCAUAUCCUUCACAGUGGCCUCACACAGGCGUCCCUUUCACACCGAACCAGAUCCGUCGAGACCACGGUUUGGUCUCAAACACCACUGAACACGGCGUCCGCAGUUGCUCCCCCGCUCUUCCGGGCCUCACUCCUUGACCCUACCUAUCGCCAACCAUCGACGCCGUUGAGUGACCCCAGGUUGGAGGAAUAUGGCACACUGAGACGGGAUCAACAAAGGAGUAGCUCGCCUUUGCCGCCUCCGGCAGUACAUGGAAAGGACAUCUCGCGUCCGUCGUCAACCAAUCUUCCGUACACGGGCAGUCACUUCUUCAACCAACCACAAUUCCAUGCGAGAAGUGCAAGCUUCAAUCUCGGGCGUGACUAUCACUCCGAACCACGACCAGCACUGCCUGGGCUGUCGGCUUUGACCUCCUUGGCGGCUGCUGCACCUCCUCCAACAGUCAGAUCCUUCUCUAGCAGCAGCUAUGGUUCGCAGAUGAGUUACUCGGGCAGCAUGUCGGGCAGUAUGGGCCCUGCACCAACACCUGGAAUUGCAGGCAAUGCUCCGCCCGUCUGUCAAAACUGCCAGACGUCGACUACUCCGCUAUGGCGCCGCGACGAAGCCGGCUCCGUUCUCUGCAAUGCCUGCGGCCUGUUUCUCAAGCUGCAUGGCCGCCCGAGACCGAUUAGCCUCAAGACAGACGUAAUCAAGAGUCGCAAUCGAGUCAAAACCUCGAGUCAAGGUCCAAAGAAGAAGUUUGAGCAGAAUGGGGGCCAGCCUCCUCAGACCGACAGUUCCAAUGGCAUCAAUCCUCACCGGCGGGUUUCACAGAUGGCAGCAUCUGUCACCUCUGAUAGAUCACACUCGCCCGUUUCGCGCACAGGGACCCCUGGGGCUCACCACGACCCUAACAUCGCUCCUCAACAUGUCUUCGACGGCGUGUCUGCCACGGUGGACUCUCACUACAACGGCAACAAUCACAACAACGGCUCUCCCACGGAUCCGUCUCUCCAUCUCAACCCCACGCAACCCUCCCCAAGCACGGUCUCCAUGCACAACAGCCAACACGUCGAACCCCCCAUGAGUUAUGAUCAACUAGCUGCCCUCAACACGCGCCUCCGCACCCGAGUUUCCGAGCUGGAAGUCAUCAACAUGGUGUACCACGAUAACGAACAGAAUCUGUGCCGGGAACGAGACCGAGCCAUCCAAGAACGCGAAGAAUGGAGGCACAAGGCCGAAGAGCUGCAGCGACGACUCCAAGAAAUUAAUGACCAAGGACACAUUGCUAAGAAGCCACGACUCUCACAAGAACCCCAAGAAUGAAUCCCCUGUUGCGCUCCGAAACACUUUUUCUGGAAAAGAAAACGAAAAAGUGUUUUGUUCUCGGGCAUGAUAGGUAGAGCAGUGCUCCCCCUUUCCACCUUCAUGGUUUGUGUUCUGUCAGUGAUACCCAGAUGCACGAAUUUUCUUCUCUCUGUCGACCCGACCCGCGAGGGUGGGCCGUGCAUAAUACGGUGAAAUGUUGGCGGGUGGGAGAUGGGCUUUAAUGGUUGGAUAGGGCGCAUAUUGGGCUGAGCUUUGUCGGGGUUGGCCAUGAAGGCGACGGCGUCUUGGAGAAGUAGGAACACCAAAGGAGGGCGCUUUGUCACUCCCGGAAAGAUUAACAAUCACGCCGAUAGUUGGCACUGCGGCGCGAGAAUCGAAGCUCGAUUCAGAUUCUCGCUGCCAGGACAGGGGAAUCAUGGCCACAGGCAUGAUGGACGACACAGGGGCAUGCGGAAGGGCUUGUCACAAAAGUUUUGGAAUUCCUGGGAUGACUGACUACUCCUACUUGCUUGGAGGGCCCAUUCUGUCGAUAACCUAAUUCACAGCACGAGGAGCUUCUUGAAUAGAUGGAUGCCUCGCCUAAUCAUCGAAUCUGAAUCCAGAAAUCCAAUUCUCACUGCG